Molecule: messenger RNA, 465 nt
Organism: Elephantulus edwardii (Cape elephant shrew)
Lineage: Eukaryota; Metazoa; Chordata; Mammalia; Macroscelidea; Macroscelididae
Product: golgi-associated plant pathogenesis-related protein 1-like
Exons: 1
Coding region: 1-465 (154 amino acids)
Cellular component (GO): extracellular region
Source: RefSeq, a predicted model, not a curated record
AUGGGCAAGUCAACUUCUAAGCAGUUCAAUAAUGAGGUCCUGAAGGCCCAUAAUGAGUACCGGAAGAAGCAUGGUGUCCCUCCACUGAAGCUCUGCAAGAAACUCAACCAAGAGGCGCAGCAGUAUUCUGAGGCCCUGGCCAGAACAAGGAUCCUCAAGCACAGCCCCAAGUCAAGUCGUGGCCAAUGUGGAGAAAACCUGGCCUGGGCAUCCUACGACCAGCCAGGAAAGGAUGUGGCUGAUAGAUGGUACAGUGAAAUCAAGAGCUACAACUUCCAGAACCCAGGCUUCACCUCGGGGACAGGCCACUUCACAGCCAUGGUGUGGAAGAACACAAAGAAGAUGGGAGUGGGGAAGGCCUCUGCAAGUGACGGGUCCUCCUUUGUGGUGGCUAGGUACUUCCCUGCAGGGAAUGUUGUCAACCCUGGUUUCUUUGAGCAAAAUGUUCUGCCUCCAAAGAAGUAA